Messenger RNA from Sphaerulina musiva SO2202, 3782 nucleotides. Its product is annotated as glycosyltransferase family 90 protein. Lineage: Eukaryota; Fungi; Ascomycota; Dothideomycetes; Mycosphaerellales; Mycosphaerellaceae. Bases 93 to 2804 code for a protein of 903 amino acids. The transcript has 3 exons. The record is from RefSeq and is a predicted model, not a curated record.
AAGAGCGAGUGCGCAAGGCCCGAGGGUCGUUGUAUGAGCGACUGCCUCUGACUGAAGUGGGAAGGCCCCACGCCAGUCGGGAGCCCAGUCCAAUGCCAGAAGAUGUCACACAUGCAAGCAGCCAGCGCAAGCUGCGGAUACUGUUCCUCGCCCUGGUGACGCUGAUCUGUCUCAGAGUGGAGGUGUUGAGGCAGGUGGUAGAUAACGUGCAGUGUGCCACGAAGCACUGGAACUAUUGGAUACCUCUCGUGUUCGCCGCUUGGGAGUUCUGGACUACAACGGCACCCAGGCGAAGCGGACUGGUCGUCGAGGACGAAGACCCAGACGAGAUAACGUGGCUUGACAAGGUUGUGGUAUUGCCGUACGCUCAGGUCGUGGCCACUCUCGCCGUAGCUGUCGGGGGAUGGCUAGCACUUGAUGCUGUGAGCAGUCCAACAUCUACGUACAUAUGCGCCGUUUCGUUCCGAUACUGGGCGAAGAUCCCCUGGAUACAGAGAUUGGCUUCUCUAAUAGACGUGGGCAUAGUUUUCACGUUGGACCAGCUACUUACUUCCAAACAGGCAAAGAAGCUGCUAAGCAUAGCCAAUCGUUUCGCGCUUGUCGGCGCUGCACUACUGAUCGCUGCUGGCUUCUGGCUGGUAGUUGGUGGCGUGUACUGGUACGUACAGGAAACUGGCCGGAAGUGGCUCGCCACCAUACCACAAGUCUACUUCUGGAGUGUGGUAAGGCUUAAUGUAUACAUCGUACUCACCCUGGUCUGCGCUCUACUCGCCGUGCAUCAUAUUGGCAUCCUCUCUGCCUCUUUGAUAGCAACCUUCACCAGCGUCCUCACAACAGCAACUGCUACUGCAUGGAAUAAUGCUCAUCCUUUCCCGCCAAUGCGAAUCGGCUCCGCUUUCGUCGGCAUCCUUCUGCUACUCAUCGGCAUCUGGUUUCACUUCAGAGUAGCAUCCUCGAUUCAACAUAGCCACGCGGCCCACGCCAUCUCCGCCGAGCGCCUGCUUCAUAGAGUUCCGACUUGGAUGCAUGUUGUCCUUUCGGCCUUCAUGUUCCUCUGGCUAGGACUUUGGCUAUCCUACCAUAAGGAGGUUUCCUUUCAUCCCAUUGAUAUGCUCAUGUACGAAGCGGAAGCUCGGCACGAAGCUUUUGUUGCACAAGCGGCCUCUAGUAAGUCUCUAGCAGAAGCUGUCCAGGAGUAUCGCGCACGAUACAGACGGCAUCCGCCUCCCGGCUUCGAUGACUGGUACAAUUUUGCCACGAGUCGCAACUCGUCUGUCAUCGAUGAUUUCGAUAAUGUAUACCGGGAUUUAUUGCCCUUUCAUACGCUCACUCCUGCUGAACUACGCGAGCGUACGUGGACGCUCAUCUCGAAUCCUUGGAACGAUGUAGUGGGGAUUUCCAUACGCGACGGUCAAGCAGCGAUCUCGCCAAAUGUUGUGCCCACCCAUAUGUGGAUGCUGGAGGGCAUCGUUGGGAUGAUCAGCAAGUUUGCGGACAAGCUACCUGACAUGGAUCUUGCUUUCAAUCUGAAUGACGAGUGCCGGGUGUCAGUCCCGUACGAAGUCAUCGAGCCCAUGCGUAGAGCUGGUCGACAGGCCCACAUGCCAGAUCAAGCCAACAGAUCGUGGUCACCUAGCCGAAGCAAUCAGUGGAAGCCUAUCCCUGAGCAGCCACUGGUGCUUACUCCACUGGCAGAAGCCUCGUGGGAGCCCAUAUUCCAUCGGUUCGGCAACCAGGGCUGCCUACCGAGCUCCGCUGCCCGCACACAACGAAGAUGGGACAGGUCCUCGUACUGCAGAUCUUGCGCUCACCCCCACUCCAUGGGUGCCUUUAUCGCCAAUUGGACGAUAGCAGGCGACAUCUGUCAUCAACCCGAUCUUGCAGACUUGCACGGCUUCUACCUCUCACCAGCUGCCUUCAAGGCGAGCACUUACCUCUUCCCUAUCUUUUCCCAGAGCAGAGCCGGCGGCUUCAACGACAUCCUCUAUCCCAGCGCGUGGAACUACCUCGAUAAGGCCAGAUACGAUCCCAAUCCAGAUCAUCCAGACCCUUCCUUCGCCGAGAAGAAGUCCGUCCUGUUCUGGCGUGGCGCCACAUCCGAGGGUUUCUCCCACGAAGGCAACACAGGCCAAUGGCGAGGCAUGACCCGACAACGCUUCGUCCAUCUUGCAAAUAACAUCAACUCUACAACGCCGCAUGAACACCUUCUGAUUAAAUCGCCAGCAAACCCCGACAAGCUAACAUACCAGAAUUUCGCCAUCAGUCAAUUGUCGUCCGUCCUCGUGACCGAUGUCCACUUUGUCGAAUCUAUCGUUCGCUGCGGCGGCCGCGAUUGCGGCGACCAAGAUCAUGAGUUCUCCCCUCUAUUUACACCACUAGACUUUCAGUCGCACUGGCAAUACAAAUACCUUCUCGAUCUCGACGGCGCCGGCUUCUCGGGUCGAUUCCUCCCUUUUCUGAAAUCAAACUCCUUACCUUUCAAGGCAGCUCUGUUUCGCGAGUGGUGGGAUGACCGUGUUCAAGCUUGGAUUCAUUUCGUCCCGCUUGACCUACGCGGUCAGGGGCUGUGGGCCACGCUGGCCUAUUUCCAAGGACUAUCCGCCAAAUUCCCUGGAAUGAAGCAGGACGUUGUUGUGGACGCGCAUCAGAGAGAAGCUGAGAGAAUUGCCAGACAGGGGAGGGAAUGGGCUGAUCAAGUGUUGAGGAAAGAGGAUAUGGAGAUCUACAUGUUUCGAUUGCUGUUGGAAUGGGGUAGAUUGACUGAUGAUGGUAGGGAGGAGCUGGGAUUCACACUGAGCGGAUAAUGAAUGGCACAUGCUGAGCUGGAUGAUACAUGACGAUUAAACACGAGUUGCAUGUGAAACAGGCAAAGAGUGCUGAGCUGCUGGAGGCCGCGAGUCCCAUCGCGCGUGAGGAUACAACCAACAUGUGCACUCCGCCGCCGCUUUGCCGCCAAGGCCUUGGGACUCGGGACAACCUCGACAUUGGAAAUGACAUUACGGAGUCUCGGGGAGGCGAUCGAGGGCGCCGCGGACUUAUGCAACGAAGAUGACGAAAGUGACUAACCACUGUCAACGAGAAGCACAUGAACGGAUGGGUCUUCACGCUUCUGAGAUUUCGAUCCGUCUAUCGAUUCGUCAUCGGACUCCAUUGACCUUAGAAUGUCCAUCCGCUGCCCGCUUCAGCAGGCCCUUUUCGAACCAUAUGGCGUCAAGAAGAUCUCUUCUUGCCUUUUCGGCUUUCCAAAAAGAGCUCAGAGGCAACGGGCUACGAGAAAAGUCCGAAGCCUGGGGGUUCUGGAAAAUACCAUCUCCGGAUUCACGACUUAUGGAAUGAAUGCUUGCUUCUCUAGCAAUGCACCGGCGAGUUUCUGGAAUACGGCCGCAGACUCUAUACGCCUAGCAUUUCUGCAAGCGACGUACGAUGGUCACAAAAGAGCCUGUCCUCCGGUCGUCGGCUCUUACCGGCGGGUUCCGAUAUGUUACCUGCAGUCUGCAGAGGCUGCUAGCUCUGCAAUGCUCGAACUACAGUAGCUGAAGCAGCUAGGCUAGGCUGAUCACUUUGGUUUUGGGGGGAGAGGGAGCGGGGACCCUCGUUCUCACAGAACACAAGGCCACUCGACCGUCUUCUCAUUCGUGCAGGAGAAACGGCCCUUCUGCUGAUGAGAAUCGAGUCCGGGAUUUUUUCUUUUCCUAGGUGUGUGUCGCUAUACCGCAAAGAAGCUACCGUAAACUUAAGUCACUCUUGCAGUAUCCGUCGUAGCAAGGGCCUCGUAUUUCCAC